Messenger RNA from Brassica oleracea var. oleracea, 1592 nucleotides. Its product is annotated as dof zinc finger protein DOF5.6. The coding region runs from base 276 to 1391 and encodes 371 amino acids. Gene Ontology annotation, biological process: regulation of DNA-templated transcription. Gene Ontology annotation, molecular function: DNA-binding transcription factor activity; DNA binding. The transcript is spliced from 2 exons. NCBI's taxonomy places the organism in Eukaryota, Viridiplantae, Streptophyta, Magnoliopsida, Brassicales, Brassicaceae. The record is from RefSeq and is a predicted model, not a curated record.
UUUUCUUAUUGGAAAUAGUAGUGUUAAACUAAAAAUAAAAAGUAAAAACCAAUUUGUAAGUGUGAACUUAACUAAGUACAGUAGAAGUGGUUUUGAGUGGAGACAGCAAUCCCGAGGCGAAGGGUCCUCUUCUUGCUUCCUUCUUAUUCACACCCCAACCCCCAAACUCUUCAUUGCCUAAUCUCCUCUCUUUCUUCUCUCUCUCUAGAUUUUGUUCAUGUAUGAAUUUGUCUUAAAAUUCUGACUCUCCCCAACAAAACAAAACAAAACACAAUAUGGGUCUCACUUCUCUUCAAGUUUGCAUGGAUUCUGACUGGCUCCAGGAAGCUGAGUCAUCAGGAGGAAGCAUGUUAGACUCUACAUCGACUUCUCCAUCAGCAGCCGACAUACUAGCUGCUUGCAGCACUAGACCACAAGCCUCGGCCAUGGCUGUAGCCGCGGCUGCUCUGAUGGACGGUGGAAGGAGGCUGCGUCCACCUCACGACCAUCCUCAGAAGUGUCCUCGUUGCGAGUCAACACAUACUAAGUUCUGUUACUACAAUAACUAUAGUCUCUCUCAGCCUCGUUACUUCUGCAAGACUUGUCGCCGUUACUGGACCAAAGGCGGCACUCUAAGGAAUAUUCCGGUCGGUGGUGGCUGCCGGAAAAACAAGAAACCCUCUUCCUCUAAUUCUUCAUCCUCCACGUCUUCCGGAAAAAAGCCAUCCAACGUUGUUACCACUAAUACCAGUGACCUUAUGGCUUUAGCACAUUCUCAUCAGAACUACCAAAAUGACUCUCUAGGGUUUUCACAUUUUGGUGCGAAUGGGAUGAUGGGGUCUUCCACAGCUCUCGGCCAUAGUAAUGUUGGUCUCUUGGAGAGCAAGUAUGGCGGUUUGCUUUCACCGAUCCCUAGACCUAUUGAUUUUUUGGACAGUAAGUUUGAUCUCAUGGGAGUGAACAAUGACAAUCUAGUCAUGGUUGAUCCUGGAAGUAACGGUGAUCAUCAUCAACAUCACAUGGGUCUAAAUCACGGAUUAGGUCUUAACAACAACAACAACAACAACAACAAUGAUGGGUUUCACGGGUUUUGUCCGGCAAGCAACGGAAAUGGUGGUGGUGAUCUCAUGGAUAUCUCUACAUCCCAAAGACUUAUGCUAUCUAAUUAUGACCAUCAUCAUUAUAAUCAUCAUGAAGAUAAUCAAAGGGUAACAUCAAUAAUGGAUGUGAAGCCAAGUCCAAAGCUGUUAUCGCUUGAUUGGCAACAAAGUCAAGGCAACUCCAAUGGUAGCGGAGGAAAAUCUGACGGUGGUGGAUACGUAGGUGGCGGUUAUAUUAACGGCUUAGGUUCGUCGUGGAAUGGUUUGAUGAGUGGCUAUGGUUCGUCCACUAAAACAAACUACUUGAUUUAAUAAACUAGUAUCAAAACCUUUUUUCUUGUCGUUAUCAAAGUAGAGAAGGGGUUGGUUUGAUUAGUAAUUUUCAGAUAUAUUUUUCGUUUUGUGUGUGGUAUUGUGAUGCCUUCUUUUCUGUUUACUAUUUUAUCCCUGAUGCUAUUUUCUGUAUUUUCUGUUUGUUAAUCAAAUCAGGAUCUUCAUCCCAUAAUUAAUCAA